This is a messenger RNA of Lymnaea stagnalis (great pond snail), 4841 nucleotides long. NCBI's taxonomy places the organism in Eukaryota, Metazoa, Mollusca, Gastropoda, Lymnaeidae. The record is from the annotation of a GenBank genome assembly.
CAAAAUUACUCAGAUCUCGGUAAAGAGAGCAACCGAUAUUUCGUUUCUGUGACCUCCAGCCAUUGAAUCUUACUUCUUACUCUUAGGCUUAGAAUGACAACAAUGGCGGGUGCACAAGAUAUCACGUUAAUAAAAAAAUUGUUCACACGUCUCACAAAGAACUGGUUAGUAUUAAUCAUAUUAUACAUAAAUUAGUAUUCAACUAUAUUUGCUCCCGCGAACUUAUGUCAUAAAUUUAUCCCUAAGCCUAAACUAAACUUAAACCUAACCUGAACCCUAAAUCUAUCCCCUAAACUCAACCCAGCCCGAACCCUUAACUUAUCCCCCCCCCCCCCUAAUCUGGGUUUUGACCCUAUCGGAACCAGGGUUUUGACCCUAUUGGAACCAGGGACAAAACACGCAAAUGACAUCAGGGUGCUUUCUCUUCAUAUUAGCCAAAAUUUGAUCUACACUCUUUCUUAGCAAGUGAUGACGCUGACAGCUAGCUUAAUAGACGUUAUAGACAUAACAGUUAAAACAUUAUCUUCAUUAUUAAAAAUAAUUAGCUACUACAUUUGUAAUAAACUAGCGAUUUAUUUACUUUAUAAUUUAUACACUUCACUGCGCAAUAUUAUGCGCCACGAAAUUUACUUGAAUGGCGGUACUAAGUUGGUAAAUUUUGAGUUAAACGGUAUGGGUUUUGCCAAGAGUUUUCUCACCUAAGCGCAGCAACGUCACAUUGGGGAAUCCCAACACUGGAGUAGGUGAAUAGAUCUAUUCUUUGAAGGACCCAAACGAUGUGUGUUAUAACAUUCCUGUUCUUUGUCUUUAUUGAGCAUUACUCGCGUCAUAAAUGAUACAGUUAAUAUUAAUAUGAAGUAUAGUAGAAAUUUUCCAUUAAUUUGUAUUAAAAUUCAACUUACACCUUUCAAAAGAAAGGAAAAAAGAAACACAUUCUUGCUGAUACCCCAAGACCCAACACCUGUGAAAAAAAAGAAGCCCACCAAAAUUGCUGUAUUUUGAUUAUUUAAAAUCAAAAUACCCAUAUGUUGAAACUUAGUUAACAAAAGGAAGACUACUGCUUAAAUUGCAUUUGGAAUGAUCAUCUAGGAACUGGGGAGGGGAGACCCCCUCCCCUCACUCCCCUCCCCUCACUUUACAUACAAAAAUAAGAAACAUUGAAAUUCUCUGGGGAGGGAGUACCCCUCCCCAAUUUAACAAAAAAUAUAAAAUAAGAAAACAAUAACUUGCAUUAUGUAAAUACAAACAUCGAAAUCUUUUUAGUAUGGCACUGUAGAUGGUGCUGUAACUGUAGAUGGAAAUGGACCUGGGGGAACCUCCGUGACCUAUAUACCGUGAAACAAAUCGUCAGUCUUACUGCUAACUCAAAACCAGCCACUAAGAACAACUAAGUUUAAUUUAGAUCCAUUAACCCAUGCAGGAGCCUUUGUUUGGAAUUAUAAUUAUACAUCUCAUAUAAUAAAAAAAAAAUAAUAAUUAUUGGCCCCUAUCCCAAAAUGGAGCAUCUAAGUAAGUUCACCCGACCCCCUCCUUUUUCUUUUCUUCCAGUAUUUCAUUCUUUUUUGUAAACAUGCCUACAGUUGGAAAAUUUCAUUUAGCAUACUAAUAGGUAUUUAAAAAUCUGGACAAGAGGGGAAAAAAAAAAUGGGCUAUGUCACUUUGGUUGGGGGGUGUUUAAAGAUGCUUUAGAAAUAAAAGAAAAAGUGAAAAAAAGUGCUCUAUAAAUCGGUAUUAUUUAACUAUUACUGCCUGUAUUUAAUUAUAAAGAAUACAUGUAAGUUAACAUGAGAAAAUACCAAAUACGCUAAGAAAUAAUAUACUAUCUACGCACCUAAACUGCACUUUUACCCAAAUUUUAAAAUGGAAUGGCUCAAUGAAUUUGUGCAUGCUGCACUACUAGUACCAGAUUCGUCUUUAGAGCUGACUGUCAAGCUGGGUGAUAUUUUAAAUUAUUGUGAAAUUGAAGAUGAUGAUGUCUGUAAAAUGGGCUUCAAAGCUAAUGAAGGUGGUGAAUUCUCCAUAGGGAAAAGGUGGGAGGCUGCAUUAUAUUAAACCACAUAUGAAUAUCAAGCAAAAAAUACACACAGAUGUUGUAUCGGUACAGAGACUUCAGUCAGGAGAUGUAUUGCGAAUGCAUACAUUUAAAAACGGGAUCCCAAUCGGGAUCAGGAUCCCCCAUUUGGAAACAGGGUCUCGGUCGGGUUUUAAGUUCAUUCUACAAUUUAUCAAAUUUUUUUAUGUGAAUAGUGGUAAUAAUUGAAUAUUUCAUAAGUAUUGGCAUCUUCCGCCAUGAAAAAGGUGGCAUUAUUAAAAUGGGGCAGGUGACCUUAUGUUAAUGCAGGUUAUUUAGAUGUGCAUAACUAAUGGCUAAUGGCUGACAUAUCCUGGCUCACGUAUACAUCAAUUACAAUAUAUUACAGAGGAAGAAUUAAUAUGAAAGACAUAAUCAUAUACCGGUAUUUUGAAAUCGUUUAAAAAUUUGGAGGGAAAGAUGCCUUAUAAAUAGCUAUGAAUUUCUAAUAUUGGGGUCGAUUGAAAAGUAAAAAAAUUAUGAUGGAUAUGUAGGUCAAGAUGUCCACUACUGUAAAUUUGUGGAUGAAUACCACAAUUUUAUAACAAAAUAGUCCUUUCAUCAAUGAAAAAGCACCAAGGUCCAAAAAAGUAAAAACUUCGAUGUUUCUUCGCCGAUUCCAUACCUGUUACCUGUACAAAUUUUGAAGUAGUCACCCUUUGCCUUACCGAAGUGCCUACUCCCAGUGUCCACCUAAGUCAAAGUUUACAAAUAAAGCAUUUUUGUGUGUGGGUUGGUGGUGGUGUUCAUCUGGGAUUAAUCAUUAAAUCUGGCUAUGACAUAUUCUGUUUAUGCAUGAUCUGCCCCUAUCUCUACCUUGGUUCUGGAGCAAUGUUCCCUUUAGCUGCGUGGCUGCGCAGCUAUAUCACACACGCCGCGCAUUAGUUUUGAGUAUCCACGCAGCAAAUUUCCAUGCAAGUUUGUGUUUGUGGGCUGUAAAAUUUUGCACACAAAAAAAUGAUGCUGUAAAACUUUGCACACAACUGUAUAAUUUUGCACACGAAGCAACAAACCUUAGAGGGAACAUUGGUCUGUAGUGAGCUUUUCCUUGUUUCAAUCUAACAUGCAAAGCUAGAUGGAAUUUCAUAUUUUGAAAGGUUUUUAAAUGUUAGUAUUAGCAUAUAAUGUAUUAAUUGAGUUACCAUACUUAUUGUCUAUGCCAACUUACAAAAUGAGUGGUGGAACGCACAUAAAAAUAAAAAAGAUUGUUACCUCACACCGUUGCGAAAAGAUUUAAGGAUUCAGGCUAGGUUUAUGUAUUGAUAAGUUAGGGUGGGAGUAUCUGCUUGUCAUUGACACAUCUUGUGACAUAUCUGAGGUAUACAAUUAAGUUGAUAUGUUCACCACAAACCAAAUGUACCGGGAUACCCCUGACAUUGAUUAAAUUUUAGCAUUUUGGGAAAGGUUUACACUGUUUUUUUAAAACAUAUUAUUGGUACCGUACUUGUACCGAAUUUUGAAAUUCAGUGAUUUCACUUCUUUUCUUUCUUUUACAACUUUUACUUAAAUUUUAUCAUUUUUUGUCCUGUGUGGUUCACAUCGUGUCAUUUAACAUUUUUCGUUGUUGAAAAAUAAUCCAUCCUUAUCAUUUUCCUUAUUUUUCUGUCUGUGUAGGUUGAAAAACAUCUCUUUCUCCCUUAGCAGUAUUAACACUCUAUCUUUUCCAUGUGUGAAGCACUAAUUUUAAAAGAAAAGACUUGGUGUGCCUCAGUGAAAAAAGUAGUGCUAAACACUGGGAAUGGGGAAAAAUCUGUAGCCCGGCUUGUCUGAUUUUGCGACAGUGUAUGAUUUAAUUAAAAAUAAAUUUUCUAAAGACUGUGUUUAAAAUGGUAUUUAAGUGAUUUUGUUUUCAUUCAUUUCCAAAAUACCAUAACACUAUCAAAACCAAUGAAGAUAAAUAAAAUGAUAAUCCGAUUUAUCAUGUGCUAAAAAAAUUGAAUUAAAAUCCCCACUGAGCACCAAAUCUCCUAAAGCAGAGGUAGUUGGAAGGCUGCUUUCAAUUAUCUGUAAUAAUAAAAUAAGGCUGCUUAAACAAAAUUCAUACAAAAAAUUACAAAUACUGUACCUACAUAAACUUUUAUGUUGUUAUUCUGACUAAUUUUUAGGGGCCCUUCAGUUGCUGUUUAUGCAGCAACACUCACAGUGGUAGGCAUCUACAUUACAGAUUGGAAAGUGGUUGCCACUAAGAUACCAUUUUAUGGAAAAAAGUUUGAAGAAGAAAGCAACAUUUAGGUAAAUUUAAGUUCCCAAGUUCUUUAUUUGAAUGAUGAUUUUUGUUACUAUUUCUAGGGCCUAAAUCAGUGAUAGUCAUAAGUUUGGCUCACAACAUGUUAGUAUUAUUAGCAUAAGUGCAAUUAAGGGCUACAAUCUUGUAAAAUAAGUUCUAAUCUUUUCUUGCUUAGUGCUGGAAGCUGAAUUUGUGUAGAUUAACAUUUAUUAUUACCAUAUGGUAUCGUUAUGUAUAAGUGGUAUAAAUAAUGCAUUUUAAUCAUUAUUAUUUUUUUUUUUCAGAUUUGCAAGAUUAACAUGUUUAGGAUAUUAAUAUUAAUUUAAGAACAGUGAUGAACUAAUUGGUUCAUUUUGAAUUGAAUGAAUGGGUUUAAUUUUUUUUAGUUGACUUUUGUACAAGGCUUUAAUUUGAUUGAUGAGAAAAAGUGUUAUGACUGAAACUUCGUCAGCUGGUAACAAAUAAAAAGUUGCAUCAUUAAUCCAUUUCAAGUUUUCUUAAAGUUAUUUUCAUUCUCAAAUUAUCUGUUUUUUUAUAUAUGAU